This is a messenger RNA of Nymphalis io (European peacock), 3545 nucleotides long. RefSeq lists its product as uncharacterized. Bases 109 to 3435 code for a protein of 1108 amino acids. The record is from RefSeq and is a predicted model, not a curated record. Gene Ontology annotation, cellular component: multi-eIF complex; eukaryotic translation initiation factor 3 complex, eIF3m; eukaryotic translation initiation factor 3 complex, eIF3e. NCBI's taxonomy places the organism in Eukaryota, Metazoa, Arthropoda, Insecta, Lepidoptera, Nymphalidae. The transcript is spliced from 2 exons. Gene Ontology annotation, molecular function: translation initiation factor activity; mRNA binding. Gene Ontology annotation, biological process: translation reinitiation; formation of cytoplasmic translation initiation complex.
UAUAAAAGGUUGCUUUCUUAUAUAUUGAAGCACAAUUACGAACGAGUUCAAUGAAGAGUAGUUAUUAGUUGAGUGACGAACGAAUACAUACGAAAUUUGUUCUCUAAAAUGAGGAUAACAAUUUUAUUUCUACUUAUUGGCAUAUGCCUCGUAAGCGCAAAGUACUUACCUUACGACACAAGUGAAUACAGUGUAUUAGUGAGAAAUAAAAGAUCAGACUCUGAUGAAUCAGUACGAUCUAUCGAACGUGAUGAUUCAAGUGAUAAUGAAGAAGUCGACGAGGAUUCGAGUGAAAAUAUAAGUGAAAUUAAACGCAAGGAAGUAGAGGAAAAACAACGUAAAAAAAUGUUAGAGCGUGAAGAAAAGAUAAAACGUAAGGAAGAAGAAAGACAAAGAAAAUUAGAAGAAAAACAAGCAAAACAACAACGCAAAGAGGAAGAAAGGCGUGAAAAAGAAGAACGUAAACGUCUAGAAAGAAUUGAAAAAGAAAAACGAAAGGAAGAAGAGAAAUUGGAAAAAGAAGAAAGGAAAAAACAAGAAAAACAACGUAAACAACUAGAAAAAUUACGAAAAGAGGCUUUAGAAAAAGAAAAAGAAGAUGACGAUUUCUUAGGCAGCGAAGAAGAAAAUUCGGUAGAAUUAAGUGAUAUUUGGAGAAACCACAUCUAUGUUAAAUAUGGGUUGACUCUUACAAGUACAAAAAUUGAAAAACAGGCAGCUAUAAAUAGAUAUUUCCAAGAAGAACUGGGUCUUACCUCAAAUAGCACAGUAAGUGAUCGACGACAAGCUAUAGUGAAGCUAAUUGAAACGACACUACAAAACAAUACUGCUUCCCUUGAUGCGUUGAAAAAUCAAUUAUUAAGUCAAAUGAAUGCCAUAAGCCUAUACAAGUGGCAAACAAAAUUGGAGAAAGGUGUUGAAAAGUUAAAUAAUAAAUCUGAAAUACUUAACAAUGUUACGCUACCAUGGGUUACUGUCAUGCAACAGAACAUAGAAGAAAAGAAAUUAUUUUUACAAACUAUUAGUCAAUUCUUAUCAAAUCUAUUUCCAAACGUGGUCGCUGGAGGACAAAAUCAAUCUCAAUCUGGAAACAGUAGUGGUAUUUCAAAUAUUAAUGUGAAUAAUACAAACAUAGUUGACUCGGUAACUGGUGUACCAAGUGUAAAUUCUGGUUCAGAGAAUAAUGUGAACAUAGACAAUAGCACAGCAUCGUCAUCAACAAAUGAAGUACAUAUCGCAGGAGAAAGUAGUGAUUCAUCUGUUCCUGACAAUAAUGACAUUAACUCUACAAAUGUAAAUGACAGCAAUUCAGUAGUUUCUGAAAACAGUGAUAUUAACAACUCAAACAUUGAAACCUCUUCAAACACUGACACUGUCCUUUCCGGUGGUAAUGCUGUUGCUACAAACGUUAAUCCUAUAUUGGAUUCAGAUAAAGAUUCAUCCACAAAUACUGACGUCGGAGAUAAUGAUGCUGUUAUAAAUAGCAACGUUAAUAUAACGUCUGGAAGUGUUUCUGACACAAAUACUAUUUCAGUUUCCGAUGAAAUUAGUCAAAGCUCUGCAACUAACGACGUUAAUAUUGAGAAUAACAAUACUUCAUCCUCAGGUAUUGACGCUGUUACAAUCGGAGGUAGUGAUGCAGCUAUAAAUAGUAAUACUAACGUUGACUCUGAAAAUGAUUUAGCUACAAAUACCACAUCGAUUUCUGACGGAAUCAGUCAAAGCUCUACAACUAACGAUGUUAAUAUUGAGAAUACCAAUACUUCAUCCUCAGGCAUUGACUCUGUUAUAAUCGGAGGUAAUAAUGAUGCAGCUAUAAAUAGUAAUACUAACGUGGUCUCUGAAAAUGAUUUAGCUACGAAUACCACAUCGGUUUCUGACGGAAUCAGUCAAAGCUCUACAACUAACGACGUUAAUAUUGAGAAUAACAAUACUUCACCCUCAGGUAUUGACACUGUUACAAUCGGCGGUAAUGAUGCAGUUAUAAAUAGUAAUACUCACGUGGUCUCUGAAAAUGAUUUAGUUACAAAUACCACAUCGGUUUCUGACGGACUCAGUGAAAGUUCUGCAAACAGUAACAUUAAUAUUCAAAAUAACAAUGUUUCAUCUUCAAGUAUUGAUUCUGCUUCUAACGCAGAUAACGUUGGUGCUACAACUAAUGUCAAUGUAAAUUCUAAUGAAUCAGAAAAUGUUACAAGUAAUAAUGGUAAUGAUGCGUCUGCAAGUUCUCCAUCGUCAGGUGUUGAUUCUAUUACGUUGGAAACAACUACUAACUCUUCUGAAGGAAUUGAAGCUACCGUAGACGGUCAAGUGUCAACUGUUAAUACUGAUUUAUCUCUGAAUAAAAGUACCACCACUGUAAACAAUAACGCUGUUAUUGAAUCUACAACAAUUUUAGAAACUGAUCCUAACAAUGUGGAUUCCACGGGAAAUGAUGUGGUCAUAAGCAACAAUAAUAAUAUUGAACCUAUUACACUUCCAACAUCGGGUACCGAUUCUGUUUCUCCAGGAGCCAUUAUAAACGCUAAUGUUGAAUCUGCAAAUAGUACUGAUUCGAGCAACGACAACAACAACAACGCUAUUGGGAUUGGAACUGCUACUUCAUCAAAUGCUGACUCUAAUGCUCCAAGUGACGCAGUUUUAAAUAACAAUGCCGAUGUUGGGUCAGCAAAUGCUUUACCCACGAAUAUUUCUUCCGGAGGAAGUACAGUUGUUUUAAACAACACAGAUCUUGUUGGGUCUGCAAAUGUUUCUUCAUCAGACUCUGUAUCUCUUGGAAGCGAUGGUACUGCUACAAAUACACAGCUGAUCUCUGGCGAAGGUAGCAACAACCUUAAUUUGAGUUCUGUUAAUGAUCCAUCCUUCAACGCAAAUGUAACAAAUGCACCGACUGAUACUGAAUCAUCUGUGAGCAGUGAUCCUACUACUAUUUCUAUCGCAGUAUCUACAAAUGAGAAUGCCACUUCUACAAGUACCGGUAAUGUCAUAUUAGAAGAAAACUUAUUAACUACCAACGUAGAGUCUAUUGAUAGUGGUACAGAAGCGUCUGUAACCGUAGUUGAUCCAGAAGUUUCUAAUAUCGCAACUAAUGUUACAGAUACUGCUUCUUUAAAUAAUAAUAUAAAUACAGAAGUAGAUUCUUCUAAUACAAAUUCUACGGAUAUGGAUUAUUUAAACAAUACGACGGCAUCAGAUGUUUCACAUGUAGACAUAAGUGUUAGUACAGGUUCUAUAACACCACAAGCAACCACUGAAACCGUAAACGAAGCUGUUAGCAACGUCAACACAGCUUCUGAUAUUGCUAUAACAGAAACACCUACUGAUGUGUCAGCUACUACUGUCGUUCUUGUUGAAUCAUCACCAUCUGCUCAAAACGGUGAAAUUACAAUACCUGCGGAGGCUGGAGCAACAAUUGUAGAAAUAUCCCCACAGUAAAAACAAAUGCUAAAUAUAACACACACUUGCUAUUUCUUUAUUGAUAUAUAUUUUAUAUUUAGACCUGUGACUGUAAAAAUAUAAUAAAUUUACAUUUUCGAAUUAUUUAA